GUGGGCGGCGGCGCCGAGGGAGGCGGAGAGGGGCCGGGUUCGGCUCGUCGCCGCGGGCCGUGCGGGAGUCGCCGCCGCCGCCGCGGCCGCCGGGCGCCGCGCCUCAGACGGGGAGGAGGAGCCGCAGCCGCCAGGAAUAGCUAUUCACAGUCAGACAGAACCACUUACACGUAUCUCCCGAGGAAGUCAGAGUCUGAGCCAUCAUGAAGAUUGAAUCUUGUCUUUGGUCUGAUUUACCUUUAUUGUAACCAUGUGCAAGGUGGAGGUUAUAGCAUGGAGACUAAAAUCUUACUUCCUGCCUGACAUAACUCACUUCAAGAAGUACACAAUGUCAGAACAUGGGAUUAAGUGGGCCUGUGAAUAUUGUACGUAUGAAAACUGGCCGUCUGCAAUCAAGUGUACUAUGUGUCGUGCCCAGAGACCCAGUGGAACAAUUAUUACAGAAGAUCCAUUUAAAAGUGGUUCAAGUGAUGUUGGUAGAGAUUGGGAUCCUUCCAGUACUGAAGGUGGAAGUAGUCCUUUGAUAUGUCCAGACUCUAGUGCAAGACCAAGGGUUAAGUCUUCAUACAGCAUGGAAAAUGCAAAUAAAUGGUCAUGCCACAUGUGUACGUAUUUGAACUGGCCAAGAGCAAUCAGAUGUACCCAGUGCUUAUCCCAGCGUAGGACCAGGAGUCCCACAGAAUCUCCUCAAUCCUCAGGAUCUGGUUCAAGACCAGUUGCCUUUUCUGUUGAUCCUUGUGAAGAAUACAAUGAUAGAAAUAAACUGAAUACAAGGACCCAGCAUUGGACUUGUUCCGUUUGCACAUACGAAAACUGGGCUAAGGCUAAAAAAUGUGUUGUUUGUGAUCAUCCCCGACCUAAUAACAUUGAAGCAAUAGAGUUGGCAGAGACUGAAGAGGCUUCUUCAAUAAUAAAUGAGCAAGACAGAGCUCGAUGGAGGGGGAGCUGCAGUAGUGGUAAUAGCCAAAGAAGAUCACCUCCAACUACAAAACGGGACUCUGAAGUGAAAAUGGAUUUUCAGAGGAUUGAAUUGGCUGGUGCUGUUGGUAGCAAGGAGGAACUUGAAGUGGACUUUAAAAAACUAAAGCAGAUUAAAAAUAGGAUGAAAAAGACUGAUUGGCUAUUCCUCAAUGCCUGUGUGGGGGUCGUGGAAGGUGAUUUAGCAGCCAUAGAAGCAUACAAGUCAUCAGGAGGAGAUAUUGCACGCCAGCUCACUGCAGAUGAAGUACGCUUGCUGAACCGACCUUCUGCUUUUGAUGUUGGCUACACUCUGGUCCACCUGGCCAUACGUUUUCAGAGGCAGGACAUGUUAGCAAUAUUGCUUACAGAGGUAUCUCAACAAGCAGCAAAGUGUAUUCCAGCAAUGGUGUGUCCUGAAUUGACAGAACAAAUCCGGAGAGAAAUAGCUGCUUCUCUUCACCAGAGAAAGGGAGAUUUUGCUUGCUAUUUUCUGACUGACCUUGUAACAUUUACAUUACCAGCAGAUAUUGAAGAUUUGCCUCCAACAGUUCAAGAAAAAUUAUUUGAUGAGGUGCUUGAUAGAGAUGUUCAAAAAGAGCUAGAGGAAGAAUCUCCCAUUAUAAACUGGUCUUUGGAGUUGGCUACACGUUUGGACAGUCGACUGUAUGCACUUUGGAACCGAACUGCUGGAGAUUGUUUACUUGACUCAGUACUACAAGCUACCUGGGGCAUUUAUGACAAAGAUUCGGUGCUUCGGAAAGCCCUGCAUGACAGCCUGCAUGACUGUUCACAUUGGUUUUACACUCGCUGGAAAGACUGGGAAUCGUGGUAUUCCCAGAGCUUCGGUUUACAUUUUUCACUAAGGGAAGAACAGUGGCAAGAAGACUGGGCAUUUAUACUCUCUCUAGCUAGUCAGCCCGGAGCAAGUUUGGAACAGACACACAUUUUUGUACUUGCGCAUAUUCUCAGACGACCAAUUAUAGUUUAUGGAGUAAAAUAUUAUAAGAGUUUCCGGGGAGAAACUUUAGGCUAUACUCGGUUUCAAGGAGUUUAUCUGCCUUUGCUGUGGGAACAGAGUUUUUGUUGGAAAAGUCCAAUUGCUCUGGGCUAUACAAGGGGCCACUUCUCUGCUUUGGUUGCCAUGGAGAAUGAUGGGUAUGGCAGCCGAGGUGCUGGUGCUAAUCUGAACACUGAUGAUGAUGUCACCAUCACAUUUUUGCCUCUGGUUGACAGUGAAAGGAAGCUCCUCCAUGUGCACUUCCUUUCUGCUCAGGAGCUAGGUAAUGAGGAGCAGCAAGAGAGACUGCUCAGAGAGUGGCUGGACUGCUGUGUGACUGAAGGGGGAGUUCUAGUGGCCAUGCAGAAAAGCUCCCGGCGGAGAAACCACCCCUUGGUCACACAAAUGGUAGAAAAAUGGCUUGACCGCUACAGACAGAUCCGGCCUUGUACAUCCCUGUCUGAUGGAGAGGAAGAUGAGGAUGACGAGGAUGAAUGAAAACAAACACACCUAAGGAGCAAAAAGACCAAGGCAUCAGGUCUGAGAUGGCCCAAAGUUUGUGUGGUUUUCAAAGCAGAAUAUGCAGCAUGGAGUGAGCCAGACCCUGUGGGAUCUGUGCCCAAGUAUCUUUCUGCUCCACACCCACUGGAGAAAAUGAGUGCAUCUGCAUGAGGAGAUGGAGAACUUUGGUUGAACUACAGUUUGUAAAAAAAGGAAAAAAAAAAAAAAACAAAACAAAAAACAAACAAAAAAACCCACCCUAAUUUUAUUGACAGAACUUUUUUCUUUCAAAUUGUAAAUCUGUCUAUGAAACGCAUGUGGUUGUGUAAGAAGUCGUGUACUAGCAAAAGUGCACCAGCAUCUUCAUGUUACUGAGAACAUUUUCCCAGCAUGGGCACUCACAAAAAGCACAUGGCAGAUAAACCUUUGAGAUACUCUCAUUAGAACCUGACAUCCUGCUCCCACCAUAAAAGACCCAUUUUCCAUUGUUUCAGAGAUUUGGAAACUUUGUACAAAUUAUCCAUGGCAAGAUAAAAAUAAACAAGCCUUUAUUUUAUUAAUAA
Messenger RNA from Meriones unguiculatus (Mongolian gerbil), 3021 nucleotides. It is a transcript of the gene Zranb1, whose product is annotated as zinc finger RANBP2-type containing 1. Gene Ontology annotation, biological process: positive regulation of Wnt signaling pathway; protein deubiquitination involved in ubiquitin-dependent protein catabolic process; cytoskeleton organization. Gene Ontology annotation, cellular component: nucleus; cytoplasm. The transcript is spliced from 11 exons. NCBI's taxonomy places the organism in Eukaryota, Metazoa, Chordata, Mammalia, Rodentia, Muridae. The record is from RefSeq and is a predicted model, not a curated record. Bases 251 to 2455 code for a protein of 734 amino acids. Gene Ontology annotation, molecular function: K63-linked polyubiquitin modification-dependent protein binding; cysteine-type deubiquitinase activity.